CGUCGGAUGACGUCACUGGAAUUUCAAGAUGGCUUCGGAUCGCGGUCAGGAUACGGUCAUCUACCGGUCUGAGACAGGGAAGCUUUGAUGUUUCAGCGGGCAUGUCAAUUGACUCACGGUAUUUGGGUACUAUUAAUAUUUAUCCUGUUAAUAUGGUGGAGGACAGUGUGAAUAGGCGUCAUGGUGAAAGAAGUGCGGAGUACAACACUGAACUAUAGCGCUUCGGCUGUCAAUCCACAAGAGGAUUUUGAACGAGAUGGAAAAGACUGAGGAUGAACCUGUACAGAUAUAUUUCCUUUAUAUGAGAGCUAACUGAGAUACGAACAUUCCUAACUGGAUGGUUUAAAAGAGGACUACAGUAGAGGUCAUUUGUGCUGCUAUCAGGAAUUGGGCUGCGGCCGAUGGGUUAUCCACCCAGAGGGGUCCAAAAGAGCAGUGUCAUCUCUGAGCAUUGUGGGCAUUCUGUAGAUUCACCUGUGAAGCUGAUGGUGGAGACAUCUUCCUCUGGUGGCAGGGGUGCUGAGGAAGGCAGACCACCUCCACGCAUCGCAGAUGUUAUAGACAGGCAAGAGAACAUAAUGCAAGGCAUGUUCUCCCAUACUGGAACAACGCAGGGAGAGAAAGGCCAAUUGCAGAGCAGCCAGGACCACGAGGCGCCAGAGUCAUGUGAUAAAGUACAGCAUCAGACCAGUAACCAGCCAUGUGGCACUAAGCUCCCUAAUGGACAUGCAGGCCACGGUACACAUGAAGUGAGUAAGCAGGAUCCUGCAGGAAGCUACUUGAAUUCAGAAGAUAGCUGUGUGAUUGCAAAUGGAGAACUGUUGGCAGACUCCAGAGGUGGUGCUUUGGAUGCCAUUGCUUCUGCGCCUCCACCUCAAGAUGCAGCUGAAGACAGAACUACCAGCUCGGAAGACUGUUCAAACGCCCAAAAUUCAGCGUUUAACGACACCAGAAGUUGUUCUGAAGGUGACCCGUCAACUCCGAAACACUCUCUCAGGACGUUUUCCUCCAGCACUUUCCUCAACACUGACUCUGCUCCUCUCAGUCCGGACGAUGACGAGACCUUUUCUACGUCAGAUAGACCUGAUGACUUGAGCUUCACAGACGUGAGUCUGAAACCCAGGAACACUUAUGAGAUCAGUCGGCGUCAGAGCGCCCCAGACAACAUCCCUGGUGUGUUGAGUGUUGCUGUCGCAGAUCUGACUCUCAGCCAGAGGAAACAAGGCAUCUCUGAGAUCUUCAGCAGAAGCCUGUUCUCCAGAAAGCAGAGGGAGGCCCAGAGUGCACCAGGAUGGAAACUCUUUGGAAAGGUCCCGCUGAGAGAGAGUCCUCCCAAAGACUGCAAAACCAUUCAGCAGGAAGGUAACCCAGGCAAUCUCACAUCUGUAUCUACACCCAAUCUCUUAAGUUCAGGGGAGUACGAGGCCAAGGUGUCUAAACCGGGCCAGAGUCCCUCCCUGCCCACUCAGAGCCGACGGAAGAACCUGGAAUUCGAACCGUUGUCCACCACAGCGCUCAUAUUAGAGGACCGUCCCGCGAACCUCCCUGCUAAGUCAGAGGAGGAAGCGCAGCGCCACCGUCAGGAGUAUGAUGAAAUGGUGGCAGAGGCCAAGAAGAGAGAGCUGAAGGAGGCGCAGAAGAAGAAAAAGCAGAUGAAGGAAAGAUUUAAACAGGAGGAAAGCAUCGUUAAUGCCAUGGUGGUUUGGAACAACGAAAUCCUUCCCAACUGGGAGAGCAUGCGUGGCACGCGGCGUGUGAGGGAUCUGUGGUGGCAGGGUCUUCCGCCCAACGUGAGGGGGAAAGUCUGGAGUCUGGCCAUUGGGAAUGAGCUGAACAUAACCUCAGAUUUGUACGAUAUCUUUCUCUCGCGGGCCAAGGAGCGCUGGAAGAGCUUCAGAGAGACCGGCAGUGAGAUGGAGUCAGAUGCAGACAGUGCCGACCGUGAGUCCAGUCUGGAUCUGAUCAAACUGGACAUCUCACGCACAUUUCCACCGCUCUUCAUCUUCCAGAAGGGUGGGCCGUACCAUGAUCUCCUGCACAGCGUUCUGGGUGCUUACACCUGUUACAGACCUGACGUGGGAUAUGUUCAGGGAAUGUCCUUCAUAGCUGCUGUGUUGAUUCUCAACCUGGAGGAGGCCGACGCUUUCAUCGCCUUCGCCAACCUCCUCAACAAACCCUGUCAGAUGGCUUUCUUCAGAGUGGACCACGAGCUGAUGCUGAAGUACUUUGCAGCAUUUGAGGUGUUUUUUGAGGAAAACCUCCCGAGACUUUUUAAUCACUUCAAAAGUUACAACCUCACGCCUGACCUGUAUCUCAUAGACUGGAUCUUCACCCUCUACACUAAGUCCCUGCCGUUGGAUGUAGCGUCUCGGGUGUGGGACGUGUUCUGCAGAGACGGGGAGGAGUUCCUUUUCCGCACGGGGCUUGGGAUUCUGCGGCUCUACGAGGAAGUGCUCCUGCAGAUGGACUUCAUCCACAUCGCUCAGUUCCUGACCAGACUCCCGGAGGACACGCCGUCUGAACGCCUUUUCAGCUGCAUCGCCAACACUCAGAUGAUCAGCAGCAACAGGAAGUGGACACAGGUGUUUAAUGCCCUCAUAAAGGAUAAAGAAAUGGAAAAAAGCAGCAGUCCUACAGUGAAAAACUCUUGAACUCUCACCAUUUUUAUAUUUCUAGUUGACUUUAACUCUCGAUUAGAAGAGAGGAUUGUAUAAAACGGGCUCAAAGAAAUGAAAUGAAGAAAAAGCUAAACUUGAUUCCUUUGUAACCAUGCCAGUAUUACUGAAGUUACACAUUUGUAUGAGUUAAAAAUAUAAGCCUUUUAUGAGAAAAUAUUCCACCAGCUUAGUCAUGUACUGUACCAGAUACCAGCAUCAGGCUUUUUCUUAAUAUUCCUCCUUUUGGAGAGAACUGGUGCAUUUGAAGUGUGCUGACAUACGUACCAUUAAAUCAUUUUGUAUGCUGAAACAUAUUCAUUCAGAGCCUGUUUAAUGCACUUGAGAUUUUAAUAAUAGAAUAGAGAGGUUCUGAGAUUUAAAAAAAAAAGUGAUUUUUUUUUUUUUUUUUUUAACCGGUUUUGUUUUGUAGAACAAGACCUUAAUGAAGUGCAAUAGAAUAUGUCAGAUGCAGUUAAUAAUGCAGGAAUAAUGCAUAUAGUGUGUUGAAAUAUUUGAAAGCAUUUUACUGCUUCUUGCCGAAGAAUUAUUGCAUUUUUCGUAGUCCUAUUGUGCUACUUUAAAUUCUUCUUUUAAAACACUAAUAUGUAGCCUAGGGCUGCAAAACGAUUAAUUGCGUUGAUUAAUUGAUUAAUCGCAUUCAAAAUAAAAGUUUAUGUUUACAUACUAUAUGUGUGUGUGUACUGUGUAUAUUUAUUAUGUGUAUAUAUAUAUAUAUAUACAUACAUACAAUUUAUGUAAUUUAUAUACAAUUUAUAUUAUAUUAUAUAUAUAUAUAUAUAUAUAUAUAUAAUGAAUAUUAUAUAUAAAUAUUAACAUAUUUUUCCCUUAAUAUAUACAUGUAUGUGUGUUUAUUUAUAUAUACAUAAUAAAUAUACACAGUGCAAACAUAUAUAGUGUGUAAACAUAAACUUGAAUGCGAUUAUUCGUUUUGCAGCCCUAAUGUAGCCUAAUUUUUAAUCUAAAUGUUAUUAAUGUUAGUAAGACAGUAUGUGAAGAAUGCAUUCAGAGAUUUGUGUACUUAAGGUACUGUACAUCUUUUAAAAUGAACUGACAUUUGCCAGUUAAAGAAUAAGAAUGUGGUGUGUAAUAAUAAAAUGUGUAAUUUUUGUCUGUUUGAUUUCCGCUCAAUUAUUUGACCAAAUGCAUUGUUUGUCAUGGAUUUGAACCCAAUAUGUGCAAAUAUUGGGUCUCAAAACAUUUUUCGAUUUUAAUGUUGUAUCUUGAUGAAAAAUGUAAAUUGUGUCAUUAAUUCUUGGUUUGUUUUCUACACACUCCUGGUUUUAUUAUACAGUUUUCAUACUUCAGUGAAGAUAAAUUGUAAAUAGGUGACAUGUUUGACACCACAAAAUUCAAAUGUGUAAAUAAAUCUUAAACUAC
This is a messenger RNA of Onychostoma macrolepis, 4055 nucleotides long. It is a transcript of the gene tbc1d12b, whose product is annotated as TBC1 domain family, member 12b. The transcript is spliced from 15 exons. The coding region runs from base 402 to 2651 and encodes 749 amino acids. NCBI's taxonomy places the organism in Eukaryota, Metazoa, Chordata, Actinopteri, Cypriniformes, Cyprinidae. The record is from RefSeq and is a predicted model, not a curated record.